GUUUAAAAAUAUACAGUAUAUAAUUAAAUACUAUAAUAAGAAAAUCUUGCGAGUCUCACUGAAUUUUUUACUUUCACCCCUAGUCAUUCACCACCACCGCAACCAGAAGAUACUAAGUUGUUAUUGGGUGAAAGAUUUCUCAUGGCAACUAGACUUCAGUUUGAAAAUUCUUGUGAAAUUGGAGCCUUCUCAAAACUUACCAAUGCCUAUUGUUUGACUGCUAUUGGAGGUUCUGAAAACUUCUACAGUGCAUUUGAGGCUGAGUUAGCAGAUGUUAUCCCUGUGGUCAAAACCUCCAUUGGCGGCACUCGUCUUGUUGGUUUUCUUUCUGUUGGAAACAAGAACGGACUUUUAUUGCCACAUACCACCACAGACCAAGAACUUCAACAUCUGAGAAACAGUCUACCUGAUCAAGUUGUUGUUCAGCGUAUAGAAGAAAAAUUGUCUGCUCUUGGAAAUUGUAUAGCAUGUAACGACCAUGUGGCCCUUGCACACACUGAUCUCGACAAGGAAACUGAGGAGUUGCUUGCAGAUGUUCUUGGAGUUGAAGUUUUCAGGCAGACAGUUGCUGGAAAUGUUCUUUCAGGAAGUUACUGUGCUCUGUCCAACAGAGGUGGUUUGGUCCAUCCUCAUACUUCCAUUGAAGACUUGGAUGAACUUUCUACACUUCUUCAAGUUCCUUUGGUUGCUGGGACUGUCAAUCGUGGUAGUGAAGCAAUAGCUGCUGGCAUGGUAGUAAAUGAUUGGACAGCAUUCUGUGGCUCAGACACCACAGCAACAGAGCUCUCUGUGAUUGACAAUGUUUUCAUGCUGAGGGGAGACACACGGCCUGGUGAUGGUUUCGAUGGGAUGAGGAAAUCUCUCCUUGAUAGCUAUAAAUAACCGAGUUUAUCUAAAAGCAUUCACUUUUCAUACCAAGUUGUACUGCUUGUGAAGUUCAUUUUUUUUACUUUGAUAAGAGUUUCUUUUCUUUCCUGGUAAACAGUUGCUGUUUUUCAAAUAUAAUAGUAUAAUAUCAUAGUUCAAUCAAGAUUUGUGGUUUUCACUAAUUGUAUGUCAUCUUUUAUAUCAAUUUAAAUAUGGUCUCUUACUUUGAA
Trifolium pratense (red clover) is the source of this 1097-nucleotide messenger RNA. Its product is annotated as eukaryotic translation initiation factor 6-2-like. The coding region runs from base 142 to 882 and encodes 246 amino acids. The transcript has 8 exons. Gene Ontology annotation, cellular component: nucleolus; cytosol; preribosome, large subunit precursor. Gene Ontology annotation, biological process: maturation of 5.8S rRNA; cytosolic ribosome assembly; ribosomal subunit export from nucleus. NCBI's taxonomy places the organism in Eukaryota, Viridiplantae, Streptophyta, Magnoliopsida, Fabales, Fabaceae. Gene Ontology annotation, molecular function: ribosomal large subunit binding. The record is from RefSeq and is a predicted model, not a curated record.